Molecule: messenger RNA, 1032 nt
Organism: Lymnaea stagnalis (great pond snail)
Lineage: Eukaryota; Metazoa; Mollusca; Gastropoda; Lymnaeidae
Source: the annotation of a GenBank genome assembly
CAUUUAUAUUCCUGCCACACCUAUACAUGCCCCGGGGACACCCGUGUCUGCUAGCUCACAGGAUGGUCAAAUGCUGGAGACAGCAGAACAUUCUGGCUAUUCUCAUAAGUACACAGAGUAUACCGUUGGUCAGGGUGGUCAGACAGUUCAUGUAGGGAACUAUAUUGUGAACCAAGGGGAGACUAUAUUAGUGACGGAUCAGUCUUUACUCUCUAACCAACAGCAACAACUGGAAAUGGCUCAGCACCACCAACAGCAGCAGCAUAUUUUUAGCUCUCAGUUUGAAGGAGAGAUAAUCCAUGAUGCCAGUGGAUCUGUGAUGGCUGUGACACCCAAGAAGAAGAAAUGGAAGCGUUCGAAAAUUCACAUGUGUGAUAUCUGCAACAAAUCAUUUGGUGAUACAGCUAAGCUGGAGCUGCACUACAAGAGCAACCACCUCCAUGACCGCCCUUACCAGUGUGAUGUGUGUGAAAAAUCUUUCUUCACCAAGUGGAAGCUCCAACGCCAUAUGUUGAGCCACUUGGAACAGAAGCCCCACUCUUGCCCAAUGUGUUCCAAGUCAUUUGUAGAACGGGGGAAGUUGGAGGCCCACUACAGGACCCACCUCGGCACCAAACCAUACAAGUGUGAUCAGUGUCCCAAAGCGUUCACUGUGAAGUCUCAACUGUCUAUCCACCAACGGCGUAUUCACAGUACAGAUCAGCCUUUCGGAUGCCUGGUGUGUGGGAAGGCUUUCUUAUGGAAGAGUGGACUAGACAAGCACAUGCGGAAACAUACAAGAGAGAAACCGUUUAUAUGUGAGACGUGCGGGAUGAAAUACUCCAACAAAGCAAAUUUAAUUGUGCACAUGUCCAAAGCCCAUAACCAAACGUACGUAGACAAACCUGGACAGUAGCCACGCUGUUUAAUAACUCUGGAAUGAUCCAACUUUAGCUGUGAGUUUGUUUUGAGGUGCAGAUGUCCUGGAUCAUUUGGGCAGCAUCACUCAGCGAUUUCACAGCCUGCUCAUGCCAGCAGCAGCUGAAACUCCGG